Paramecium sonneborni is the source of this 246-nucleotide messenger RNA. Lineage: Eukaryota; Ciliophora; Oligohymenophorea; Peniculida; Parameciidae. The record is from the annotation of a GenBank genome assembly.
AUGGGAUGCGUAAUUACAUCUGAGAAAGUCAACCAAUAAAAAACUAUGAUGUUAGAAUCUACAUUUAAUAAAGAACAGCGAGAAAAAGAUCAUAGGAUUUAAGCACAUGCUGUUUUAGAUGAGUAUCGUCAGACCAAAACAAUAAGAAAGUAAAUCAAGUUGCAAUAAGAUGUCAAGGAUGCCUUGUAAGAAUAACUUAUAAGAAAUAAAACAGUCACACCUCAAAAGUCUUCAAUAGUCAAUUGA